GAACAAGUAAGUUUGGAAUUUAACCCUCUUUCAUCGCACGGUGUUCCCACAUUGUAUUGGACAACAACUCAACAUAUUAAUAUUUCAUUUCGGAAUGACACAGGCUCUGAGUGCCCCAUCAAUCGAAGAGCUCGAGGACUUGAUCUUGUCUUGUCGGUAUGGCGAUCUGGAAGAUGUGCAGGAGUUCGUCCGUCGGUUCGGGAUCGCUCCUUUAGACGAUUAUGUGGACGAACACGGAAAUAGUUGCUUGCAUAUGGCAGCUGCCAACGGACAUGAAGAUGUCGUUCAAUACCUUUUGCAGAAUCUAGAGAAGUCGAGUUCAAUACACCGAUCGAAUCUGCCGCCGGCGAGUAACACGCCGCUUCAUUGGGCGGCGAUGAACCAUCAUCUUGGGAUUUUGAAGCAACUGUGUGUCCGACUGACGACGGAGCAGAUAUGUCAAGUGAACGGGCGAGGGAUGAGUGCGAUGAGCGAGGCGAUGGGCUCGAUCAACAACAUUCCCCCAUCCACCAAACCAGAUCCACCAGCGAAUGGCGAGCAGGCUGAAGAAGCAGAACAGAUCCCUAUUCGAGAACAAUGCGUUAAUUAUCUCGUGGAAAUGAUGAAGUUGGGCGACACCGACUCCGAGCCUCUCACGAAAGACCCUCCAUCUGACCAUCAACAGCCCAUUCCCCCUACUUCUGAUCAGCCUCAAGAUCCCGUUGAGAAGUUGAAUCUCAACAUCCAGAAUACUCAGUUGAAUGAUCCAAAGGAAACAUCGCCUGUCAAAGCUUUGAGAUGAUAAACCAUUUGUUUUUAAUCCAUCCUGUUUUAUCUUUUUUUUUGUCACCACGCAACAAACGAUACCUCAUUGAUUCAGAUCCCCGUCGACUUAUGUCUCUUAUAAGCCCUUUUGAUUUGUUUUUUUUACUGAUCACUUCUGGGCCAGUUUCCAAUCAAUCUGAUGACCUCCCCCCCAAAAAAAAUGCGUCCGUGUGAUGAUGGUGUAACUUUGUAGAUCAUAAAUUUCUCCCACUCUCCAAUUUCACUUAUAAAUCAAGGGACUGCCUCGUUGUUAUCGUUGUGUUUUUUGUUUUUUUGAGAAAAAAAAAAGAGUGAGAAUGCAUUCAAGAGUUAUGAUACAACAUACGCAGAGGAAGUAACUAC
Molecule: messenger RNA, 1146 nt
Organism: Puccinia graminis f. sp. tritici CRL 75-36-700-3
Lineage: Eukaryota; Fungi; Basidiomycota; Pucciniomycetes; Pucciniales; Pucciniaceae
Exons: 2
Coding region: 95-781 (228 amino acids)
Molecular function (GO): protein binding
Source: RefSeq, a predicted model, not a curated record